GGAUAGUGGAGAGGAAUUGGUGCAAGGUCCGUCAGGAACGACGUCUCCUAGCUCGGUCUAAUGCUGCUUCUAUGCUUGAUGCCGAGAGAAUUAUCCAAUUAUAUGUAUUGCCUCCCCUUCGAAGUCUCGACUCCCUUGAAUAUCCCGGGCCAACAUCUUAAAGUGGUUCGCUGCCGAUGUAGCAUUUCACAAGUGCAUUCACCAUACCUCGGCCAAGCCCCUGAGAUCAGCCACGAGUAUCUAUACCUUCCCUGCUUGCCUCUCCUCAAUGAUCAGACCUCUCUCUCUUACAAUCUGAUCUGCGAUGGAUCUUCGAGAAGUUGGUUUCGCGGAGCAGGUACCUUUUCUCGACAACGAAGUGGUUGACGACAAGGAAUUGAUCACAGUCAUAUCCCAUGAAAAGCCGAGGAAUUCUGGACGAAAAUACCCCACACUCGGUCACUUCCUUCAAUCAAUUCGACACACACAAGUCCGCUCGCAAUGGAGUCCAGAGAGCACCAAAAAGCUCAAAUCUGGACUGAUUAAGUUUGCCUCAUUCUUCAUUCCAAGCUUUCUACGACGAAGUUCGGGACCAACCAAAGAUCUCCAUGAGACAGCAUACUUAGACGGCUUACGAGGUUAUGCUUGUUAUGCAGUGUUCUUUUCACAUUACACCACUGCCUAUUGUAACGAAGUCUGGCAUCCAUACGGUGAAGGCGGCAAUCACCAUUUCGUGCAGACCUACUACAUCUUCCAACUCCCUAUCAUUCGUCUCCUUUACAAUGGUCAAGCAGCAGUCACCAUCUUUUUCGUUCUUUCUGGCUACGUCCUCAGCUACAAACCUCUGAAACUCAUACACUCUCGCGAUUUUGAGAAGCUGCAAGGAGCAUUAGGAUCAGCCAUUUUCCGAAGAUGGUUCAGACUGUUUCUUCCAGUCGCAGCUCUCUGGAUCUUGAACAUUUUCCUCGUCCAAUUCGGUGUAUUCAGCUGGUUCGACAAAUUCCACUCCGAGAACCCUUCGAUGCCCCCGGGCAUUGUAGAAUCGUACCUCCCAGCCGGAGAAUCAUUCUGGGGGACGGUCUACAAUGCAUAUAGGAGUUACUUCGACUUUGCUCGCGGAACACUCUUCACUUGGACGAAGAAUGGUAUCUUGCCUGAUGUAGAUGGGCACACCUGGACUCUCCACGUCGAGUUUCGAUCCAGUUGUAUUCUCUUCCUAUUCUUACACGGCUGCUCAAAAAUGCGAGCCAACAUCCGCCUCGUAUUCUUCAUGUUCUCCUCGGCUUUCUGCCUCUACUGGGAUGAAUGGGCAAUCGCCACCUUCCUCGCUGGAUCCUCAAUCGCAGAGCUAGAUCUCCGCAUGCGUCGCCGUCAAGCAGCAUCUCCCUCUGACGGUGAAGGAAACAACUACGAAUCCCUCACUCUCCCAAUCCCCAUUCCUCGCGCCCUCUCCCGUUUCCGAUCUCUCUUCCGCCACUCAAACAGCCAAAAAGUAUGGGCCGUCCUCUUCAUCUUCGCCUUGCUAAUCCUCUCCUACCCUCCCGUUGGCGCAGACAAAGUGUUCUUCUACAGUCUCCUCUCCUGGUACCACCCUUUCACCGCCUGGGACCUCUUCUUCUGGGAAUCCGUCGGCGCCAUCUUGCUCGUGUUCAUCAUCAGCCGCCUUCGUGCCGUUCAGCGAUUCCUCGAAUGGCCCAUCUCGCAAUAUAUGGGCAAGACGUCGUUUGCGCUGUAUUUGAUGCAUGGCACUGUCAUCAAGAGUUUGGGUCAUUUUGUGGUGAUUCAGACAUGGGAAAGAAUCACGGGGUAUCAAGGCUGGGGAUACGCAUUGGGGAUUUUGGUGCCGUUGUUUGUGGUCGUGGGGCCGGUUACGAUUGUGGCGGCGGAUUGGUUUUGGAGGGGCGUUGAUGUGCCGUCGGUGAGGUUUGCGAAGUGGUUUGAGGGGUUGUUGAACGAUGAGACUAUUUAGAGGCAUUUAAGAUUCUUGUAUGGAUCUCUGAUAUGAUGUUUUAUAAAACAAGAACUUAAAGGGAUGAUAAGCCAAUAUGCCAAUAUUUGGGGUUAGCAGAGGUCACAAGUCAUCACCAAGUCGGUGUUCUUAAAUUGACAAGGAACCGAAGCAGCUUCUGCAAUUGUUUACAGACCUACACGAG
Molecule: messenger RNA, 2132 nt
Organism: Mollisia scopiformis
Lineage: Eukaryota; Fungi; Ascomycota; Leotiomycetes; Helotiales; Mollisiaceae
Exons: 3
Coding region: 305-1948 (547 amino acids)
Biological process (GO): polysaccharide biosynthetic process
Cellular component (GO): membrane
Molecular function (GO): acyltransferase activity, transferring groups other than amino-acyl groups
Source: RefSeq, a predicted model, not a curated record